Zea mays is the source of this 3778-nucleotide messenger RNA. RefSeq names its product probable methyltransferase PMT23. The transcript has 8 exons. Gene Ontology annotation, cellular component: cytoplasm; trans-Golgi network; endosome. Lineage: Eukaryota; Viridiplantae; Streptophyta; Magnoliopsida; Poales; Poaceae. Gene Ontology annotation, molecular function: methyltransferase activity. The record is from RefSeq and is a predicted model, not a curated record. The coding region runs from base 320 to 2455 and encodes 711 amino acids.
GGAGCCAAGUAGACCUUUUAUUCUAUACAUUUGUUUAUUUAUAUUUUCUUUAAAAACUAACAAUUUUUUUAACUCGUCUACAAACGAAAAUGAGACUCUUUUUUUAUGGGGCCGAGGGGGUACUAUACUCAAAACAAAUCUUCCCAACGCCGGACCCGCAAGGCUGCAACUGCGGCAUGCAGAUCCGCAGAGCACACACGGGCACCGGGCGCACCAGUGCACCACCGCAUACGGCCGUGCGCUUCCUUUCCUUCCCCCGCCGCCGCAGAUCUUCCCCGCAGUCCCGGUUCCCGUUCACCACCUCCGAACCAGAGGAGGAAUGGCCAUCUACUCCUUCCUUUCUGUUCGCAAGCGCCCAGUUGUUGUCGUCGCCGCCGUCACCCUCUUCAUUGUCGUAUCCUCUCUCUUCCUCCUCUUCAGCCCCGCACCGACAGCGCUCCCGUUUUUCUCCUCCUCCUCUUCCCACCUCUCCUCUCAAGCUUCAAUUGCUGCCGUCUCCUCUAACGCAUUUCCACCUGAGACCCCAACCUCUGUUGUCUCCAACUGGGUCAGCAGCAACACUUCUGCUGAUCGCGUCUCUGCUGACGCAUCUCCGCCCGUAGUCGGAACCGCCAUCGCGUCUGAUGCGGUCAGCAACAGCACGGCUGACCCGCCUAGGCCAGAUACCACCGCCGCUGCUGGCGACGCGAAGGCUGAUGUGUCCCAACCAGAUCACGGCAUGCCCCCUGCCGCCACUGAAGCGAGUGGAUCGGCAGGCAACGGUGAGACAGCCGCGGGAGUCUCGAGCGAGAGGGAUGAGGAGGGGCAAGGCGGCGGCGGCGCCGUGGAGGAGCUACCAUCGUGGGAGCUGUGCAAGGUGGGGAAGGGGGUGGCGGCCGCGGACUACAUCCCCUGCCUCGACAACGUGAAGGCGGUCAAGGCACUCAAGUCGCUGCGGCACAUGGAGCACCGGGAGAGGCACUGCCCGACAGAUCCGAGGCCGAGGUGCCUCGUGCCGCUGCCCGAGAGGUACCGGCGUCCGGUGCCGUGGCCACGCAGCCGUGACAUGGUGAGGACGCCUGCUUUGCUUGCUUCGUCGAGAAAGAUUUUUUCACUGAUUUGGUAUAAUAAUGUUCCUCAUCCAAAGUUAGUGGAAUACAAGAAGGACCAGAACUGGGUCAGGAAGUCUGGUAACUAUUUUGUUUUCCCUGGAGGUGGGACUCAAUUCAAAAAUGGCGUGGCUUCAUACAUUAAAUUCAUUGAACAGAUUUUACCAAACAUUCAAUGGGGAAUCCAUACAAGAACUGUCCUUGAUGUUGGAUGUGGUGUGGCCAGCUUUGGUGGAUAUUUGCUUGAUAGGAAUGUCAUUACCAUGUCUGUUGCACCCAAAGAUGAGCAUGAAGCUCAGAUACAGUUUGCACUGGAGCGUGGGAUUCCAGCAUUUUUGGCAGUGAUUGGAACACAAAAGCUUCCUUUCCCUGAUAAUUCAUUUGAUGUCAUCCACUGUGCAAGGUGUAGGGUCCACUGGUAUGCUGAUGGUGGAAAACCAUUGUUGGAGCUCAAUAGAGUACUCAGGCCUGGAGGGUAUUACAUUUGGUCUGCAACACCUGUCUAUCGCAAAAACCCAAGAGAUAUAGAUGAUUGGAAUGCGGUGGUAGCUCUGACCAAAUCGAUCUGCUGGAGGACAGUGGUAAGGUCUCGAGAUAUCAAUAAGAUCGGAGUUGUUAUAUACCAAAAGCCGACAUCAAAUUCAUGCUCCCUUGAGAGAAAAAAUAAUGAACCACCUCUGUGCUCUGAGAGUGAUGGAUCACGUUUCCCUUGGUAUAAACCUCUCGAUAGUUGCCUCUUUCCUGCAGUUCCGAGUUCAGGUGAAGGGAAUAGUUGGGCCGUCUCGUGGCCUGAAAGACUUAAUAUUAAGCACUCGGCUACAUCUAACAAUUCUUCCAUUCAGUUUCCUCAAGAAAAAAUUGAUUCUGAUACAAGUUAUUGGAAGGACCUUGUUUCAGAAAUAUAUCUCAACGAAUUUGCAGUUAAUUGGUCUAGUGUUCGCAAUGUUAUGGACAUGAAUGCGGGUUUUGGAGGAUUUGCAGCAUCAAUUAUCAAUCGACCGUUGUGGGUUAUGAAUGUUGUACCUGUUGAUCAGCCAGAUACAUUGCACAUCAUUUUCAACAGAGGUCUGAUUGGGGUAUAUCAUGACUGGUGUGAAUCUUUUAACACAUACCCACGAACUUAUGAUCUUAUUCACAUGAGUUAUCUCUUAGGGCCCCUUACGAAAAGGUGCCACAUCAUUGAAGUUGCAGCUGAAAUUGACAGAAUACUUAGACCUGGUAGAUGGUUUGUGCUGCAAGACACUAUAGACAUGAUAAGAAAGAUGGACCCUGUUCUCAGGUCUUUGCAUUACAAGACUACAAUUGUCAAACAUCAAUUUCUUCUUGCCACCAAGGGUUUCUGGCGCCCUGGCAGUAUAGGUUCUUAGUCAUGAUGAUUCCGGCUUCCACCCAAAAUGGUAUUGGCUCCAUGGACUCAUUGUGUUGAUUCUUCUUAUUCUUUUUACGUCGAUUCUUCUCAUAGCAUAGAUUAGAUGCUUCAUUGAAGCCCCAUAUCAAGUUGAGUUUCAUGUUCCAAUUUUCCCGCUUUGUUUUACUAUUUUAAAAAUGUUUUGGCCUUGGUCAUGCAAAUUUCUGUUUGUUAUUGCAAACAGGUUAAAUCAAUAGGUUAGUGCUAAAAAUUCUGUUAGGCGAAUUCUAUUUUUUUUCAAUAUAUAUUUAGCUAUAAACUUCUACUGUAUGACAUCAAUAUUGUCCAUUUAGCCAUGAUUCUUGCCUUCUUGCAAAAGAACAAGUAUAACCUUUGAAUUAUUUCUUUACUACUCAAUUUUAUGCUUCCUCCAUCACAUAAUAUAAGGGAUUCUGAGUUUGUUCAAAGUUGAACUAUUCUAAGUUAGACCUUGUCUGUACUAUCCGUUAUAAGUUGCUUUUACUUUUUUGGUAUGUGCAUUUUGCUAUGUAUCUAGACAUACUUUAUCUCUAGGUAUAUAUAGCAAAAAUGUAUGUAUCAAGGAAGUUAAAUAAUUUAUAAUUUAGAACGGAUGGAACGGAAAAGAAUAAUAUUUUUAUAGCAUCAAAUGAGCACAAUUAGAUCUAGACCUAUUAUGAAAUAUUAUUUCAUAAACCGCUUCUUUCAUGUGGUAGAUGUUAAUAUUUCUCUCUAUAUGUUUUCGUCAAACUUAGGAUAGUGGACUUAGUACAAAUUCGGUUCCUUAUAUUAUUGGAUGGAGGUAGUAGAAUGUACUAACAAUGGGUCUAAACUCUAGAAUGGUAUGGAAAUAAAGUUACUUUGGUACUGAAACUUCUUUAGUGAAAUUUGUCGAGGAAAUUUCGACAGUGAAUUUGUACGAGGUGGAUCGCAAGAUCGAGAACCGACGACGGUAAACGCACAAACGACACGAGUUUAGACAAGUCCGAGGUCUCAAUGCGAGAUAAUACCCUACAUCUAGUAUAUUGGUGCUUGUAUAUCGAUGGCUAUUGCUUAUGAUCUGCCCUAGAUGGGAGCUACUGUCUCCCUUUUAUAGUACACUGAUAUGUGAGGCACGUGACAGGUUGGCAAUGUGAAUAGGCUGGAGGAAUGUGUGUAGCUAUAUUGGUGCCAACCGGUGAGGAGAGGGCAUCAAUUACCAUUUUACCAGAACUCACUUGUUUCCCAAGCUCAUCUAUCUCUUCCCCACUGAUAUAUGAUGUUCUUCCUCGAAUGUAUUCCGGUUAUGAACAUUGUGGAGAUUUCUGAACUCUGAUUACAGCUA